Messenger RNA from Penicillium subrubescens, 2391 nucleotides. Its product is annotated as putative rhamnosidase B. Gene Ontology annotation, biological process: carbohydrate metabolic process. NCBI's taxonomy places the organism in Eukaryota, Fungi, Ascomycota, Eurotiomycetes, Eurotiales, Aspergillaceae. The transcript has 4 exons. The record is from RefSeq and is a predicted model, not a curated record. The coding region runs from base 1 to 2391 and encodes 796 amino acids.
AUGGUGUCAAAGGAGGAGAAAAAGACCAUCAAUGCUCUCCAGGCAAACUGGAUCUGGAUCCCCAAUUGGGUGGAUUCCUCCAAUUUGAAUACAGUAGGCAAGAUCGUCAAUUUCGUUCGCCAUAUAAUCUUGCCAUUGUCUCCAACUCAGGCGAGGCUUCAUUUUUCGGCUGACACCCGCUACAAAUUGUUCGUAAAUGGAGUACGUGUCGCUGUUGGUCCUACCAGAAGCAGCCCUUUAAUCUGGUACUAUGAUACGCUUGAUAUUGCGCCCUACUUGAAGCCUGGGGAAAAUGAAAUUCGCUUUGUGGUACUGCGCUACUUUGCGUCCUCGCGUGGAGCGAUGGCAUUUGAACGGACGGCUCUUCCAGGGUUGACAGUUGUUGGUCAUGUGGAGGCUGGUUCUGAGUCUAUUGAUCUUGGAUCUUGCCAGGGCUGGAAAGCUAUCCCAGACGAGUCUGUUCAAUUUCCAUCGGGCUUGGUCGAUGAUGUUUUCCUUCAUAUUAGCGAACGUAUCGCCCCCACCGUGCCAGCUGCGGAAAUUACGCCGGUUCCAUACAGUAUCAGAACGUUGAAUGGAGAUAUUGCACCUUGGGCUCUUCAACCACGCCCGAUUCCUAUGCCCGAGUCAACCCCGGCAAUUGUCGAGAUGGUCAGGUCGUGUGAAAGUAGCCUCAUUGCAGAUGACUGGACUGCAUUUCUCAAGGGAGACCACCCCUUGAUUCUUCCCAAGGGCUCGUCACACAUUCUUGAGAUUCAGGCCGAUUGCCAUUCAACGGCUUUCAUUAAAUGGGCUUUCAGGGCCGCCAACAAACCUUCGGAGAUCAAGCUCAAAGCGACCUACUCCGAAGGAUACGAACUUGAACCUCGUUCAUAUCCUUUCUUCCGGUCCAAAGCCGAUCGGCUAGAUGCUGAGGGCGGCCAUAUUAUAGGUCCAUACGAUGAAGUUGUGCUCAGUGUUUCUGACGUGGAAAGCUCGUAUGAACCAUUCUGGUUCCGGACUUUCCGACUUAUCAGACUUGAAUUGACUGUUGGCGAAGAGCCGGUUGAGCUCAAGUCAUUUGAAGCGACCCAAGUCAAUUAUCCCAUGAUUGUUAAAGCUAGCUGGAAAGAAGCUGGUUAUCUGCAAAGCCAAGAUAUCUGGGAUGUGUCUAUCCGGACCAUGCAAAACUGCAUGUUUGACGGCUAUUCUGAUUGCCCCUUCUAUGAACAACUUCAAUACUCUGGAGAUACUCGGUCUGUUGGCUUAUUCCAUUAUCUCUUGUCCGGCGAUGAUCGAUUGAUGCGACAAGCAAUCACCAACUUCGCUGCCUCAGUAACACCCUGUGGCCUCACUCAGUCUCGUUUCCCAUCACAUGCCCCACAGAUUAUUGCUGGCUUUUCCCUUUACUGGAUAUUACAAAUUUGCGAUCAUUUCAUGUUCUUUGGAGACAAAUCCUUUGCUCGGAGCUUUGUUCCACGGAUCGACGGGGUAUUCGAGUUUUUCGAUUCACACAUUGAUGAAUUGGGCCUUGUGAGUGGGCUUCCAGAGGAGAUUUGGCAAUACGUCGAUUGGGUGACAACAUGGGGUGCGACUGAUGAGCAUCCGGACAAGGGAGUGCCAACAUCUGGUCGAAAGACAAACCGUCACACAUAUUUUACCAUGCUCUACGCCUACGUGCUGAAGAAGGGUGCCGAACUCAUUCGCCACAUUGGAAGGCCCGGAAAUGCAGAAGAGUAUGAAACUCGGGCUGUGCAACUUCUAGAAGCGAUCCGCAAAAACUGCUACGAUGGAGAGUUUUUCACAGACUCUACGGCAGACGUUGCAGAUGAGCUGUCUUACUCUCAGCAUUGCCAAGUGUUCGCCGUCCUUUGCGGAGCUGCCACUCCAGGGCAAGGAGAGCGCAUUUUGUCAGAGAGUUUCACUAAUCCCCGGUUUUCAAAGUGCUCGUAUAUGAUGCGAUUCUAUGCGUUCCGCUCGCUUGCAGAGGCUGGAGGCCAACUCUACGACAAGUUUUGGACUUCAAUGUGGGCACCAUGGCGACAAAUGCUUGCAAAUAAUCUAUCAACGUGGGAAGAAGACGAUGUUCGCCAACGAUCGGACUGCCACGCGUGGGGUAGCGUUCCAAUCUACGAAUACUGCACUGAGCUAGCUGGAAUCUGCCCAGUCGCGCCGGGAUCAUCUAAAAUACGCUUCAAGCCGCGUUUGCAAUUGAGUGAAUCGAUUGAGGCAAAGAUUGCUCUAGGAAAGGAGAAUGUGGCGCAUGUCUCAUGGCGUCCUGGUAACGGGAAUGAGAAACAUGUGGAGCUUAGACUUGAUCAACCUGUCGAAGUGACCAGUCAACUUCCUGGAGGUCAAGAGAUAAGUCAUGGAGUUUUGAGUCAUCUUGACUUGGUCUAUAGUCCGUCUUAG